Molecule: messenger RNA, 1618 nt
Organism: Cryptococcus deneoformans JEC21
Lineage: Eukaryota; Fungi; Basidiomycota; Tremellomycetes; Tremellales; Cryptococcaceae
Exons: 5
Coding region: 97-1440 (447 amino acids)
Biological process (GO): maturation of SSU-rRNA from tricistronic rRNA transcript (SSU-rRNA, 5.8S rRNA, LSU-rRNA)
Cellular component (GO): Pwp2p-containing subcomplex of 90S preribosome; small-subunit processome
Molecular function (GO): protein binding; snoRNA binding
Source: RefSeq, a predicted model, not a curated record
UUUUGACAUAUUAUAAUCUGAAAUCAACUGGCUAUAACCCAGAGAACGCGAAGAAUCGAAUAGGAACACACGCGAAGGAUCGAAAACACAGGCAGUAUGGACAAAGUUCAAUUCCAGCUCGAAUCUACCAUCCCGGAGCUCAAAGAUCUUCACGAAAAGGGCCUCUUCACCAAAAAUGAGAUCAACGAAAUAACAAAGAGGCGAACUGCUUUUGAAAUGGCUUUGAUUCGUAGGGUGCAGCGAAAGGAAGAUUUCUUCAAAUAUGCGCAAUAUGAGAUCAACCUCGAGCGAUUAAGACGGGUGAGAUGGAGAAAGCUUCGCUACCACAUCAAUCCCCCUCCUCCUUCCGCUUCCACCUACUCAAUCCAAAGGAGAACACUUUAUAUCUUGAAGCGUGCAACGUCAAAGUUUCCUCAAGAUCUCUCGGUUUGGUUGACUUAUAUCCAAUAUGCGAGCAGAGAAGGUAUGCGUAAGGUUGUUGCACAAGGUCUUACCAAAGCUUUGCAAUUCCACCCGACAUCAUCUACUCUUUACCUCCUACAAGCCUACUUCCAUCUUCACCCUAAUUCACCUUUCCCACAAUCCAUCCUUCCCGAUUCUACCAAGGAUCUUUCAUUGUCAGAGGACUCAGACGAAUCAGAUAAACCUCCUGCGUUUGCCAUUGAAGGCGUCAACCCUGCACGUACCGCUCUCUUGCUCGGUCUCCGACUCGUCCCCACAUCCCCCGAAAUAUGGACAGAGUACAUCAAGCUCGAGCUGGGAUGGGUGGAGGCGUUGAGAAGGCGAUGGAAAUUAUUAGGUAUUAAGGACGCCUUUGCUGAUAAGCCAGUACCUGAAGGGGCGAAGAGUUUCGAAGGCGAUGAAGAUGCGUUGAUGGGUGGAGAAGGUGCUUUUGGGCCAGAGGGGGAAGAUGCGCGGAAAUCAAUCCUCGCGGGACAGCUAGUCAUCCAUGCGCUGACAUCAGCGCUGAACGCUAUCGAACCAAGAGAAGUCAUCGAAGGGAGGAAGAAUGGUGGGAUGUGGUUCAGGGAGCGCCUCUUAGCUUUGUUCAGGGGUUAUCCCAGCCCCCUUCGUGCAAGAUGUCUGGAGGUUGUGCAUGAGGAAUUGCGAUCCAUCUCCAUCGCAGAUUCUAGCGACAGACAGGUGGCGUGCAACGCACGAUUACUCGGGAUCUCCCGGAAACUAUUUGAGAGACCAUAUGAAGAGGGUGAGGAGCCUGUGAUGGAAGGCGAAUAUGCAUUGUCAGGGGUAGAUUUGGUUGAGGAGUAUGGAAAAAUUGGGAAAGAGAUUAGGAAGAUUGCGAAAGGAAGUAAAGACCCGAUGUGGACAGAGACGGCGGGGAAAUGGUUGAUUGAGCGUAUCAACAGUCAUCAGGACUAUCCCGAGCUGCGGCAGUAUCUUGAGUCGGUCGCUUGUAACCUCCAAAAGGCUUCAAAGUGAUGAUAGUUAUCAGGUGAUGGAUGGCGAUAAGGUCAGCGUGCGAUGAGAAUGACUUUAUGGUCGACGCUCGAGAGGGAUGUGAGCUUGUGUUCUUAUCCACCUAUAUUAACAUCUUGGUCUAUCUUCACUGCAUGUAAAAUAUUCUGCAUUAGCCAAAUUGUGAACCUUUCGGUGCCUC